AGGUUUGUUUGUGCCUCUCUCUACCGCCUGAAACGGAAAAACUCGACCCACCUGUCAAACUAUGACUGGUCAGCUGAAUGCUGGAGUAUCAGAUAGAUUUUCCGCGAUCCACUGCCGCUCAACUUUUUUUUUUCUGAGUCUAGAAAUUUAUCUUCAAGGCGGGUUCAAAGUCGUGAACAGAGAGCCAAGUUCACGGCGUCGCCACAAUGUCGUCCUUUUUCACUGUUCCAGGUGCGCAGAAGAAGCGCAAGCGUACUGAGACGGUAGAGCAGCCAAAGAAAAGAGUUGCGGCUUCAAAAUCUGCUGGAAAGACACAUUCGAAGAAUGCCGGCCCCACCAAAAAGCGAGACGACGAGUCUAUCUCUGGGAGCGAUUCAGACGAUGACGAGAGCUACGACAGCGCCUCAGUCGCGAGCGACGUGGAAAUGGAAGACAACGAGUCGGAUGACGAGGAGGGUGAGACUGCCGCCGAGCGAAGAUUGCGGCUAGCAGAGCGAUACCUCGAGAAUGUCAAGGAGCAUGUGGACGAAGCCGGUUUUGAUGCUGCCGAUAUUGACCGAGAUCUGAUCGCCGAGCGACUGCAGGAGGAUGUAGCAGAGGGGAAGGGUCGAGUAUAUCGCCAAUUGGCCUCAGAAUUGGACUUUGACAACGCGUCGCGCACAUUCUUCCGAAGCAACACCAAUACCGUCACCGCUAUCGCUAUAUGCGCCCCCUACAUCUACACCACGACGAAGGAUCUAUAUCUACAAAAAUGGAAGACCCAAGAUCUCCCACAACACCAGUACCCACAGACAACCAAGCGGAAGCCAAAGAAGCCCCCGGCGCCUCCGAGGAAGCGGCCUGAACUGGAGGCGUGGUUAAAGGGAAACACGACAAAGUCAAAAGACAAAAACUACCAACGCCAUACUGACCGUAUUCUUGCCGUUGCAGCCUCUCCCGACGGUAAAUAUGUAGCUACUGGUGGCGCAGAUCGGAAGCUUAUUAUCUACGACGCCCAUGCCCUCAAGCCCAUCAAGGUUUUCACACAUCACAGAGACGCCGUUACCGGACUCGUCUUCCGAAGAGGAACGAACCAGCUUUAUUCAUGCUCCAAGGAUCGCACGGUCAAGGUCUGGAGCUUAGACGAAAUGGCCUACGUUGAAACGCUGUUUGGUCACCAGGACGAAAUUCUCGAUGUCGAUGCCCUCGCGCAAGAGCGAUGUGUUAGCGUUGGUGCACGAGACCGUACUGCGCGUCUCUGGAAGGUCGCUGAGGAGACGCAACUUGUCUUCCGCGGUGGUGCUGUAGACAAGAAGUCGCGUCCCACGGGUGUUCACCCUCGAUCUCUCCUCCACGAAGGUAGCAUGGACCGUGUCGCCAUGAUCGACGAUGAUCUCUUCGUCACAGGGAGCGACAACGGUGCCCUUUCUCUAUGGAGCGUGCAGAAGAAGAAGCCUGUGUACAUCGAGCCCAUUGCACACGGUAUCGACCCGCCCUUAGAGCCCGAGGAGGCAUCGGCCGAGGUGAACCCAGACCCCAAGAUUGUGCCACCUCCUACACCCCGCUGGAUCACCGCUAUCCGAACCAUUCCCUACUCUGAUGUUAUUCUCACUGGCAGUUGGGAUGGUCAUAUUCGAGUCUGGCAACUUAGUGAGGACAAGCGCAAGAUCGAGUUCCGUGGUGUCCUCGCCAAGCCUGAAGACCGAGAGAAGGAGUCCUAUGAGGAGAAUGUUCAUGGCCCUCUCCAUGGUGUGGUAAACGAUAUCGACAUAUUUGAGCGUGGCGACAGAGGCAAAGAUGGUCUUUGCGUGGUUGUGGCCAUCGGUAACGAACAUCGGCUCGGCAGAUGGAACCCUCCCGCAAAGGCUGGACGCAAUGGAGGUUUCAUUUUCGAGAUUCAACGGAUACAGCGGCCAGCGGUUAACGACACAAACGAGAGCUCGAAUGACGAUGAGCAAGAUGAAUAAAAAAGCAUAAUAGAUACUUGACAAUCAACCACUCAAUAGACGUGGCGGAGACUGCAACUCACACCACAUGUUAUAUAUCGUUAGCAUAUUGGGGAAGAAUAGGUCUAGGGACCGAUGAUGCUUCAGGAGUCGGGUGUUAAAUAGGAAAAAGCCUUUGUGAUGGGUAUAAACUUUAAUCAUCUUUCUACACGUCUAAU
Fusarium redolens is the source of this 2143-nucleotide messenger RNA. RefSeq names its product WD40-repeat-containing domain protein. The transcript has a single exon. NCBI's taxonomy places the organism in Eukaryota, Fungi, Ascomycota, Sordariomycetes, Hypocreales, Nectriaceae. The coding region runs from base 207 to 1946 and encodes 579 amino acids. Gene Ontology annotation, cellular component: small-subunit processome. The record is from RefSeq and is a predicted model, not a curated record. Gene Ontology annotation, molecular function: snoRNA binding; protein binding.